Molecule: messenger RNA, 2363 nt
Organism: Pantherophis guttatus
Lineage: Eukaryota; Metazoa; Chordata; Lepidosauria; Squamata; Colubridae
Gene: CORO1A
Product: coronin 1A
Biological process (GO): cell migration; actin filament organization
Molecular function (GO): actin filament binding
Source: RefSeq, a predicted model, not a curated record
GUGUGUGUGUAACCAGAAGGAUUAGAGUGUGUUUCUGUGUUGUGGAUGGGGCUCUUGCUGAGAGAGCAAUGGGUUGCAAGGAGAAUCUUGCGCUGUUGAUUUUAUCUUGGCUUUAGAACUUCGAUGGGCAAAGCACAGAGCCCUGUGAGGAAUCAUGAGCCGCAAAGUUGUGAGGUCCAGUAAGUUCCGCCAUGUCUACGGGCAACCAGUGAAGGCUGACCAAUGCUAUGAUGACAUCCGUGUUUCUCAAAUGACAUGGGAUGGAAACUUUUGCUCUGUCAACCCCCAGUUCUUAGCCAUCGUCGUGGAGGCCAGUGGUGGAGGAGCCUUCCUGGUCCUGCCAUUGUCCAAGACUGGUCGCCUGGAUAAGGCCCACCCUGUGGUCUCAGGGCACACAGCUCCUGUGUUAGAUGUAGAGUGGUGCCCCCACAAUGACCAUGUUAUUGCCAGUGCAUCCGAGGACUGCUCUGUUAUGGUCUGGUCGGUGCCUGAAGGUGGUCUUACAAGAUCUUUGAAUGAACCUGUGGUGACUCUUGAAGGCCACUCUAAAAGGGUGGGGAUUGUAACAUGGCAUCCAACAGCCCAGAACCUCCUACUGAGUGCAGGCUGCGACAAUGUUGUAAAAGUCUGGGAUGUGAGUGUUGGACAAGCGGCCAUUUCCUUGGAUGAGUUGCACCCAGAUGUCAUCUAUAGUGCAGCUUGGAACCAGGACGGCUCUUUGCUCUGCACGGCCUGCCGGGAUAAGCAUGUGCGGCUUUUCGACCCCCGGGCAGGGGGCACCGCUGCAAAUGAAUUGCCCCGUGCCCACGAGGGAUCUCGUCCUGUUCGGGUCACGACUGUGAAGGAUGGGAAGCUUUUUACAACAGGUUUCAGCCGCAUGAGCGAGCGACAGGUGGCCCUCUGGGAUUUGAGAAAUCCUGAGGAACCAUUGACUCUUCAGGAACUAGAUACAAGCAGUGGUGUGCUCUUGCCUUAUUAUGACCCAGAUACCAACGUGGUUUACCUGACUGGCAAGGGUGACAGCAGCAUCCGGUAUUUCGAGCUGACUGGCGAAGCGCCCUACGUGCACUAUUUAUCCAUGUUUACUUCCAAGGAGUCACAGCGAGGAGGGGGAUGGAUGCCCAAACGAGGGCUGGAUGUCAGCAAGUGCGAGAUUGCCAGAUUUUACAAAUUACACGAGAGGAAAUGUGAGCCCAUUGCUAUGACGGUGCCCCGGAAGUCAGACCUGUUCCAAGAGGACCUGUAUCCUGACACAGCUGGUCCAGAUCCUGCCUUGACCUCAGAGGAAUGGCUAGCAGGCAAGAACGCAAGCCCCAUCCUCCUUUCCCUCAAGGAUGGCUACAUUCCCCAGAAGAGCCGAGAGUUCAAAGUCAACCAGACUCUCCUGCAGGGGCCCAAGAGAAGUCUUCCACACGAAAGGACACAGCAAGGGGGUCCAACUUUAGAACAGUUCUCAGAGGACCUGAAACGACUGCAAAUUUCUGUGUCGGAACAGGAGCGACGCAUCUUGGAGCUGGAAAGGAUUGUGAAGGAAUAGUUUCUCCCUCUCUUCCCGGUCUGGUACUUCAUGAGUCACAAUCAGAGGUGAUAUUCAGCCGGUUCAGACCGGUUCAGGUGAACUGGUAGCGGAAAUUGUAACUGGUUCACUGAACCGGCAAAUACCACCUCUGGCUGGCCCCCCGCCUGCCUGGUUGCCGCUCGCCCGCUCCUCACCCCGCCCGCUGCUUGCCCCACCCGCUUGCCCUGCCCUGCCACUCCUCAUUGUGUGGGUCCUCGCUUGCGCAUGCGUAGUCUCUGCUCUAAGUUGCCUGCCUAAACUGCCUUCCCACGUGGUGCGUGCCUGCUGCGCCCCAACUGAGCGGCCCUGAUCUGCCUCCUCCUGCCUACAGGUAAGCCUGCGAGUCGCGCUAGCCACCCCCCUGCCCGUACCCAGAGCUUGCCAUGGCUGCCCCACCAUCCCCUAGCUCUCCCAGGAGCCUCUGCCCGCUCACCUUGGCGGGGGAACACGCCAUUCCUUGGCUCCAGCCUGGCCCUGGACUCUCUGCCCGCUCGCCGCUCACCUUGGCCAGGUCAGGGAACUCACCAUUCCCCAGCUCCGGCCUUGCCCCAGGCCUCUGCCUGCAUGCCGCCUGCUCACCCUCUGCCUUGCUCACUUUCUGUUCCGAAGGACCGCCUCCAGAAGCCUCCAGCCACUGGUAGUUUUCGGCUGCCUUCCGAGCAGCUCUGCUGCGAUGCCGUCCCUCCGGCGCAGCAGGCCGUUUUCCUGGCCAGGUCUGGCUGCAAGCAGCACCGGUAGGCAAUGGGGUGCGCGGCCGGCGCAAAGAACAGGGUGGCAACGGUGGGACUUCACUUCAGGCCUCUUU